Messenger RNA from Glycine soja, 1904 nucleotides. RefSeq names its product heat stress transcription factor A-2-like. The record is from RefSeq and is a predicted model, not a curated record. Gene Ontology annotation, molecular function: RNA polymerase II cis-regulatory region sequence-specific DNA binding; DNA-binding transcription factor activity. The transcript has 2 exons. Gene Ontology annotation, biological process: regulation of transcription by RNA polymerase II. Bases 208 to 1302 code for a protein of 364 amino acids. Gene Ontology annotation, cellular component: nucleus. Lineage: Eukaryota; Viridiplantae; Streptophyta; Magnoliopsida; Fabales; Fabaceae.
CUUCUUUCUGGCACCAACUAAGUAAUCUAAGCUCAAAACAAAAACAACUUCCUAACGUAGUCAGAGUCAAAAACAUUGUUCACUUAAACAAAUUCACACAUAAAAAAGCAACCAUUAACAUUUAACCAUACUAACUAGUAGUACUUGUGUUGUGCCACUCAAACUAAACUAAACUCAAUUUCCAAUUUCCUUAAUCUUGUUGUGUUGAUGUACAUGGAGAGAAUUAGAGUGAAGGAGGAAGAAGCAGUGACAUGUGGUGGUGGUUCAUCAUCAUCAUCAUCUUCGUCUUCAAGCUUUUCUCCACAGCCUAUGGAAGGGUUGCACGAGGUGGGUCCCCCUCCGUUUCUGAGCAAGAUCUUUGACAUGGUAGAAGAUUCUUCCACGGACUCCAUUGUGUCAUGGAGCAUGGCUCGCAACAGCUUUGUGGUGUGGGAUUCUCACAAGUUUUCUGCUGACAUUCUGCCUCGUUACUUCAAGCACGGCAAUUUCUCCAGCUUCAUUCGCCAGCUCAACGCCUAUGGGUUUAGGAAAGUUGAUCCUGAUAGAUGGGAAUUUGCAAACGAAGGUUUUUUGGCAGGACAAAGGCACUUAUUGAAGACCAUUAAGAGAAGAAGAAAUGUGUCACAGAGUUUGCAACAAAAAGGAGGAAGUGGAGCUUGUGUUGAAGUGGGGGAGUUUGGACUCGAAGGUGAGUUGGAGAGGUUGAAAAGAGACAGGAACAUUUUGAUGGCAGAAAUUGUGAGAUUGAGGCACCAACAACUGAACUCAAGGGAACAAUUGAAUUCCAUGGAGACCAGAUUGCAAGCCACUGAGAAGAAACAGCAGCAAAUGAUGAGUUUCCUUGCAAAAGCACUGAGUAACCCAUCUUUCACGAAACAAUUAGUCCAAAAGACCCCCCAAAGCAGAGAAGUGUUGGGUGUUGAAAUCAAUAGGAAAAGGAGACUGACUGCUAGUCCAAGUGUUGAGAACUUGCAACAAGAUGAUCAAGAUUUGGCAACUUUGGAUUAUCCAAGCCAUGAUCGAGAUUUGGCAACUAUGGAGACUGAUAUGGACACUUUUUUCUCACCGGCUUAUGAUAAUGAACUUAGCAGUGAAACCAAUGAGCCUGCAUCAAUUUCGGUUGAGGAUACAAUCUUGGAGGACUUUCUCAACAAAGACUUGGUUACUUGGAAUCCGGAGGAUGAAGUUAUAAUUGGGGAUAGUUCCCAAGUCGAUGUGCCGGUGGAGGAUUUGGUUGCAAACCCUGAUGAUUGGAGUGAGCAAUUGCAGGACCUUGUGGAUCAUAUGGACUAUCUAGGCUAAAAAAACAUAGAGGGAUGAGAAUAAUACUAUUAUCAUGUCCCCAGCUUGGUCUCUUUAAUUUCUUUCACAUUGCAACAUGGUGGUACAGCUUGAUACUUUUGUUACUAUUUUUGGAUUUGGUUUCAAUUUUAUGUGAUGUUAAUGAUAAGUGUGAAUUGUUUUUAUGCAGCAGGGAAGGUGGUAGAUGCAGAAGAACCAAACAAAUACUGCUCUUAAUUGGAUCCUUUAUUAAUUUUUAUGAAUAUUACUUGUGCUAAUGCUACAAAUCAUUUAAUUGAUUAUUUGGAUGACCUAUUUGUUUGCAUUUUAUGUUAUGCAGGAGAGAUCAACCGGGGGCACUUCAAGGUUGUGAUCCAAAUAAUUACCGAGCAUUGUAAUGGUAUCAUUCUGCUGCAUAGGAUCAUUGGCUGGAUUUCAUUGUUCAGGAUCAGGAGGAUAAAAACUAUAAUCUAGUUCUUAUACCAAUGGCCUUCAUGGAACCACAUUUGUUCCCAUUCUUUUUCCUUCAAAAUUGGAUAUUAUUGGUACUUGGAAUGGUUCUUGCUCAAUUAAUAAGUGAAUAAUUGAAUAAAAUUUGUCACUGCUUCAUAUUCUAUAGGUAA